UCCCCUUGGUACAAUGAUGUCAGAAAAGCUUUGACAAAGACAUUUGGCCUGUCCAGCUUCCGUCUGAAUCAGCUUGAAGCAAUUAAUUCAACAUUGAAUGGAGAGGAUGUGUUCGUGCUAAUGCCCACAGGUGGUGGCAAAAGUUUAUGUUAUCAACUACCGGCUACUGUUCAAGGGUACAAGCGCCAGGGAGUAACUUUGGUUGUGUCACCUCUUCUGUCCUUGAUGCACGACCAAGUGGACACUCUUGUUAACCGUAGAGGAAUUCGGGCGGCUAUGUUGAAUGGAGAGAUUCCUUUAAUUGAAAAGCAACGGGUCUAUGAUUGUCUCAAGGUCGUUCCCCCCGCGCUAGAGCUGCUUUAUGUGACACCUGAACAGUUGCAUCGUUCGGACGUACUACAGAAUGUACUCAAAAGACUACAUCGCAACAAUAUGCUGGCCCGAUUUGUCGUCGAUGAAGCCCAUUGUGUAUCUCAGUGGGGACAUGAUUUUAGACCAGACUACAAAUUACUGGGAAAUCUCAAGGAUAUUUAUCCAGGUGUUCCAAUUAUGGCACUUACAGCUACGGCCAAUAAGAUGGUUCAAGAAGAUGUACUACACAACAUGCGAAUGAAAAAUUGCAGAGUGUUCAAGCAAAGUUUCAACCGUUCCAAUCUCAGCUAUGAAGUUGUACCAAAAACCUCAAAGACUAUUCUAGGUGAUAUUAGCAAUUUCAUUUCAAGGUUUAGACAUCAAACUGGUAUUAUUUACUGUAGUACCCGAAAGCACUGUGAGAAUGUGGCCGAGAAACUGAAGAGCCAGUAUGGAGUGAGCACAGAACACUACCACGCAGGAUUGAGUACUGAAGACCGAAUAGACAUUCAGAAUAAAUGGCAGGAGGGAACGGUGCGAGUAAUUGUGGCAACAAUUGCGUUUGGAAUGGGUAUCGAUAAGCCAGAUGUACGAUUCGUUAUACACUAUACUCUUCCACAAUCGCUAGAGGGAUAUUACCAAGAGACAGGUCGUGCAGGUCGAGACGGUCUCCCUGCUGUGUGUCGCCUAUACUAUACUUAUGCUGAUACGAAAACCUACCAAAAACUCAUAGACGGAGGCGAUGGGGACUAUGACCAGAAGAAGCGUCAAAAAGACAAUCUGAAUCACAUGGUUAAGUAUUGCGAGAACAAGACAGAUUGUAGACGCAAACAAAUUCUGUGGUACUUUGGAGAGAAAUUUGACCCAUCUGGGUGCAGUAAUACAUGUGACAAUUGUACGAGUCAAAAGCAUGGAAAGCGUGUACAACGGGACAUGACAAAGGAAGCAUCACUAGCCAUCCAACUUGUGCGUCACACUCAAGGAGACAAUGUCACACUCAUCCAAGCCAUUGAGCUUUUUCGAGGCUCACGGGCAAAGCGUUUCAUCGAAAGAGGCUACGAAACCCUUCCUGGCUUCGGUGCCGGAAAGGAUCUAUCACGAAAUGAUGCUGACAGGUUAUUAAAACACUUGGCCACCCACGACGUGUUUACUGAACGGACAGAAUGUAACAGCAAAGGAUUCAUAAGUUCAUACAUUCAGGUA
Messenger RNA from Phycomyces blakesleeanus NRRL 1555(-), 1554 nucleotides. RefSeq lists its product as hypothetical. The record is from RefSeq and is a predicted model, not a curated record. Gene Ontology annotation, cellular component: cytoplasm; RecQ family helicase-topoisomerase III complex; chromosome. Gene Ontology annotation, biological process: DNA replication; double-strand break repair via homologous recombination. The transcript has 2 exons. The annotation marks the transcript as partial. Lineage: Eukaryota; Fungi; Mucoromycota; Mucoromycetes; Mucorales; Phycomycetaceae. Gene Ontology annotation, molecular function: ATP binding; nucleic acid binding; 3'-5' DNA helicase activity.